Molecule: messenger RNA, 2223 nt
Organism: Ogataea angusta
Lineage: Eukaryota; Fungi; Ascomycota; Pichiomycetes; Pichiales; Pichiaceae
Exons: 1
Coding region: 1-2223 (740 amino acids)
Biological process (GO): transmembrane transport; fungal-type cell wall biogenesis
Source: RefSeq, a predicted model, not a curated record
AUGAAACUCAACCAUCUCUUCACUUUUUCGAUAUGGUUCAUCAUCCAAGGCCUUAUAGUUGAGGCCGGAAACAGUGAUAUGAAGAAGUAUAUCAAGUCAUCAUCCUUGCUCACAUGUAUGGAAGAUUCAGAAUUUAGUUCCAGCUAUUUUGAGGUCACGUUUUACCCCGACAACAGUACGGCCGUGAUUGACAUUGAUGGAAACUCUCUUAUUAGUGGAUACGUCACCGUAGACUUGUCGCUUGUUGUUUACGGUUUGAAUGCCUACUCUACCACCGUUGACUUAUGUUCUUUGGACUAUGCAACACUGUGUCCAAUUUCCUCAGGAAGACUUAGUAUUAGUGGAUACAGUUACACAAUUACAAGUGACAUGAUCGACCAGAUUCCGAGUAUUGCAUACACCAUUCCGGACUUAGAUGCCUACGUCAAAGUUGUGGCUUACUCUAGUAACGACACCUCGAAGACUUCACCGUUAGCAUGUGUGAAGGCUAACUUUAGCAACGGAAAAACAGUGCAAACCAGGUACGCCGGAUGGCCAAUAGCUAUCAUUUCUGGGUUUGGUCUAGUUGUUUCCUCUUUUGUCUCAAUUCUUGGACAUUCUGCUACAGCUGCUCACAUUGCUUCCAACGCUGCUUCGUUGUUUAUUUACUUCCAAAACCUUGCUAUCAUGUCCAUGAUGGGUGUGGCUUUGGUGCCCCCCAUUGCUGCGUCUUGGGCUCAAAACUUCAUGUGGUCGUUGGGUAUCAUAAAAGUCAAGUUCAUGCAAAGCAUCAUAUUCUGGUAUGUGCAAGCAACUGGUGGAAGCGUCACAUCGAUUUUGCGCAGCAAAUCAGUUAUUUCAAUCUCGGUCCAAAAAUUGCUCAAAAAGCUUAAACUCGUCAAGCGACUGAGUGUCGAAAGCUCGGAUUCCUUGUCUGAUGUCUUGGACGACUCUGACCUUUACACAACAGACGAAUCGGAGGUGGGUUCUAAGACGCUGGUUUUGAGGGGAGUUCAAAGAGUGGCGUACUUGUCAGGAAUUGAAAUUUCGAACUUAUUCAUGACCGGUGUGAUCUUCUUCCUUUUUGUUGGAUUCGUUCUGCUUGUUCUUACAUCUUUGUUCAAGGGGAUUUGCGAACUUAUGGCAAGGACCGGCGUUAUCAAGGGAAGCAAGCUGAUAGGUUUCCGAAAGAAUUACAGAUCAGUCAUCAAGGGGUGUCUGUACAGACUUUACAACAUUACUUUCCCGGCAUUGACACUCCUGUGUAUUUGGGAGUUCACUAGAGUUGACUCUGCUGGCUGUGUCGUGUUUGCUGUCGCUAUCUUGGCCAUCUCUUUGAUCUUAAUGGUGUAUGCAGCUGUCAUGAUAUUGAUAUCUGGCUCAAGAUCUACAAGAAAGUUCAAAAAUCCAGCAUAUUUACUGUUUGGAGACGAGAAAGUCCUACAUAAAUAUGGAUUUUUGUACGCUCAGUACAAAGCUAGCAACUACUACUGGGUUGCCAUCCAUCUGGUUUACCUGUUUGUGAGAGCUUUAUUCAUCGCAGUUUUACAGAAUCACGGGAAAGCCGUUGCUGUCAUCGUCUUCGCAAUGGAGCUAUUUUACUGCGUUGGCUUGAUAGUCAAGAGACCAUUCAUGGACAGAAGAACCAAUAUUUUCAACAUUUUCAUUGCCGUGAUCAACGUGGUCAACUCUAUUUUCUACUUGUUUUUUUCAAACAUAUUUAAACAACCAGCUGUCGUUUCCUCUGUUGCUGCUGUUGUUUACUUCGUUUUGAAUGCUAUCUUCGCUGCAAUUCUUUUGAUUUUCACAAUUGUCACAUGCACAUUGGCUCUUAUUUGGAAGAACCCAGAUACUAGGUACGAGCCUAUCAAGGACGACAGACUGGCCUUUAUACCAAACGAAAGAGGCGAAGGAGACAAAGCCGAAUAUGAGCUGGCUGCUCUGGGAGCCACAGCCAUGAGAGGCCAUGAUAGAAACUCAUAUCUUAUUGAGAACCAAACAGGGAGCAAUACGGGACUAGCACCAAGCCCAGAGCAGAAAUUGAGCGACAGCACCAGUGGCAGCAGUGUGAACCCAUUUUCAAACGCAAAUGAAGACGAGCAUAGCAGAAACUCCUUUAUUUUUAAGGCGGCCGCCAACAACUCUACCCACUCCUCUGUGGCCCAAACGAAAAAUGAAGCUGGCAACUUCAACGCUGACGCUGGCCAAGGUUAUACCAACUAUCGCCGAAGGGAUCUUCUUUAG